This is a messenger RNA of Micropterus salmoides (largemouth bass), 9937 nucleotides long. RefSeq lists its product as uncharacterized. NCBI's taxonomy places the organism in Eukaryota, Metazoa, Chordata, Actinopteri, Centrarchiformes, Centrarchidae. The record is from RefSeq and is a predicted model, not a curated record. The coding region runs from base 4823 to 5911 and encodes 362 amino acids. The transcript has 2 exons.
UUUUCAAUUUCCCUAUGUUGCUUUAAACUUUUUUAUAUUUCCCUGUUGCUUUUAUGUUUUAUGUAGAGCACUUUGAAUUACCUUGUUGUUGAAAUGUGCUAUACAAAUAAACUUGCCUUGCCUUAUGUUGGGUCUGGCCCACUCUUUUCAUGGCCUGCUCUGCUUGGGCCCAGUUUGCAGUGAGGGUAGACCACUCCGUCAAGACCUUUAAGAUACUUUAAAUUGAAGGUCCAGGGAACUAUUCAGGGUGUCUACAAUAGUUUAACAGACCAUCCCCUUGUUCACACCCCCCUUCAAAGAAUUGAUUUUAAAAUACUGCUGUUGGUGUAUAAAGCACUAUAUGGUUUAGAACCAAAAUACAUUUCUGAUAUUUUAUGAACAAUCCAGACAACUCAGGUCCCCAGAGUCAAAACUAAACAUGGUUCAAUUUUUAUGCACCAUAUAUCUGGAACAAACUCCCAGAAAACAGCUGGUCUGCUGAAACUCAGAUCUUUUAAAUCAAGGCUAAAGAUAGCUGCAUUUUAUUAAAUCAAAUUUGAGGCUUUUGGUUAAUAUCUCACGCUGUUUUUAUUUUCUAUUUAAUUGCAAUUAAAGGUAUUUUUGUAUUGCCCUAUGUUGCUUUUGUUUUAUGUAAAGCACUUUGAAUUGCCUUGUUGUUGAAAUGUUCAAUUCAAAUAAAUUUGCCUUCUUGUACAUGAAAGGCUCCGGCACUAGGAUUUCUCUAGUGAGGAGAACAUCUUACCUCUGCAGGGGCUCUAGAUAGAUAUGGAAAACCAGUUAGAAAAGCUUCAACAUAUGCCCAGCUACAUAGCUACAGCCACAAAAUAUAGUUUAACUACCUGUCUUGUUAACUAAUCCUACCUCUAAUCAAAAGUGUUGAGAAUAGCCUAUUUGUUAGCUACAGUAGGCCAGUAGGCGAUUUGUUCAUUUUUUUAACAAAAUCACCUACUACUACUUAGUGUGGUCACCUAGCAUCAUCUUAAGUGCUGCUAGCAAUGCAUGAUAUCUCUAUGAACAAACAGGAAAUUGACUGCCUUUAAUAAUAUACAUAUAUAAACAUAUAUAUAUAUAUAUAUAUAUACAGAGAGAGAGAGAAUGGCAAUUACAAUAUAUAUAUAUAUAUAUACAGAGAGAGAGAGAAUGGCAAUUACAAUAUAUAUAUAUUAUAUAUAUUUUUUAUUAUUAUUUAAUUACGCAAAAUAGACAUUUCUUUUAACGCCGUAGCUGACCCUUCAACCGUUGCUGCUUUAAGUCCCUAAUAUUCCUCCAGAUUGAGUGAAUAUUUUCAGGUAGUUUGAGUCAAGCAGCUUUCAGGUGUUCUGCAGCCAAGACACCAUCAAACACAAUGGUCGAUCAGUUUGAAGAAUGACUCAGACAUUCAGCUGGGACUCACUCUCUCUCAAUCUCUUGCGCAAUCUCUCUCCACAGAUAAAGACUAAGAACAAACAUGCUGACAGUUUUUUGGGUGUAACCAGGGUUUGUUUUGGACUACAUCACAAUCUGUGAUUAACAGGACUGUUGGCUCACUAACCAAUCACAGUCCAGUCUGGCCCUUUAAUGUCCUGGUUAAAGAAAAUAAUGGAUGAAGUUAAACCAACUCCAUUACUCUCUAUAAUAGGACAUCUCAUUAUGAUGUAUCUCUCUGUCUGCUACCAACACAAACAAAGAAAAAAAAUUGAAGAACAUUUUUUAAUUUUCUUUAGGCUAAAGUGAGAAGAAACCAUUCAGUUCAGGUGUUAGGCAUCAGUCUGUAAAUCAGGCAGAAGGUCAGGCAGGCAGGUACAGGAAAAAAGGAAAUAGGGCUGGUAUAUGGUCUGAAAGGGCUGAUGAGGGAAAGUUGGAACAGGCGAGCAGGCGAAUGAGAGUCAAAUGACUGGGACAGGUGGAAAAGUCUGAGCGCAUCUGGUGGACAGGUAGAGAAUGGCAGUGAUUGGGAAGUGGGGAUGUGGCUGGAGGGAGGGACAGACACUCUGACAGUGUUGUUUGUAACUUCACUUUAGGACGACACAUUUGAUUGACAGGACUGUGCCUUACCAAAUGCUUACAGGUCACUGGAACCAUUUGGUAACCACUCCUACUUGCUAACUGGAGCUAACCUCUGUGGCUUGUUUACUUCUGCACGACAGCGUUCUGUGUGUGACGUUGUUUUAUUCUUCUGCGCAUGCGGGUCACUUUCAGGCCAUGGACAGUUCACACUGGGGAGUCUGAUAUUGUCCACAUUUAAACAAUAAUGUGAACUGUCAAACAAAAAAAUCAGAUCUGGGGGGAAAAAUUAGCAAAAUUUGAAUUAAACAUUAAGGCCUGCAGUGUGAACGACCGUAGCUAACGAAACCAACAUUGACUCUUGUCAAACAGACUACUGUCUCAAAUCAAAGACUUACAAAAGAUAACAACUUCUGUCACCUUAUCACCUGCUGCAGGUCUGUCCAGCCUGGAAGAAGGAUGCCUUAACUGUUGCACUUUAUGAGGUUUCUUCAUUUUUUCACCAUCAAAGGGUUUUCCUUGAUCUGAAUUGAGAGUCUAAGGGUACAGGGUGUCCUGUGAUUUAAGGACUGUAAAGCCCUGUGAGAGACACCUCUGAUUAUAGGCUGUAAAAAUAAAACUGACUUGACUUGUUAUAUUGGUACAGACAACUAAAUGAGAUGAUUAACUCAGCAGCAGCUCAACAGGAAACGUCUUUUUUUCCUUGCAGAACUGUGAAAUGUUUUAGAAAUUCACAGCUGUUAUAGGGCCUGAAUCCCUGCUCCAUCAUUGUUUGCACCGUUUUUAACAUCUCCUCAGGCUCUCUCUCUCUCUCUGACUCAGAUGGAGUGGAUGGAUGGAUCCAGUCUCGUCUCUCGUCUCUGUGUGCAGCUUAAUUGAUCCAACUGCCUUCGCUUGGCUGGCUGAUUAAUUGCGCUCUCAGCCUGUGUUUCAGGUUUGAGAUGAGACUGAGGGAGAGGAGAGGGAGUGAGGGCGUUGUGAUGAAGAAGAGUCUGACAACAUAGUGCAACCAGAGAACAGAGAAAGUUGGUGCAGUAAAUGGAGUUCAGGAACUCCAUUAUGAGUGUGAUUACAGCUCUGUAUGAUAAAAUGUCUCAGAAUGGAAUCAGCAGUGACAGGCAGCUCCUGUUUUUUUUUUUGUUUAACUUUGUGCAAAGUGUUGAUGGCAUUGGGAGAACGAGCAGUGUGACUCACAAAUAAUACAUGAUAAAAACAAGCCGAUGAAAGUAGAAUUUAAAUGCAUUUGCUCUUCUAUCUAAAGUUGAUUUCAUGAGGACUUUUAUAAAGAGGUUGAUUCAGUGAACACUGACAUCACUUUGUAGAGUGUUUGUCAUUCAGCAUUUUCACACAUACAGUACACACAUGUAUGUAGGGGAGACCGGGGUCGGUGGUUAUAACCAGCAGCAAAUGAAAGAUUACGCUCUCAGCUAUAAAUAUGUUUCAAUGUUUCAGUGUCUAAAAUUAGGUGAUUUGUGAUUAAGGUUCAGGGUUUGUCGGCACAAUGUUAAAAUACCAUAGUUAGAAAGAAAUGAAGCAACAAUUGAAACUAUUUGAACAUUUAAUUCUAACAAGAACCAGAAAACAUGAACAAUUAAUAGGAUGUCUGUACAUUUUUAAAACCCAACAAAAUUUUAAAGCAAUUCAUCAGGAGGACUUACAGUACUUAGUAAGAAUGUACUUGUGCCAUUGACCACUCAGCAUAAAUAACUCACAAUAUAAACAUUUGAUUUGAUAGCCUUUAUUUUCCCUGAGGGACAAUUUGUAAAUGCUCCGUAAUGGUAUGCAAACAUCAGUAACAAAUAAAUAAAUAGAAGACAAACGGUCCAUUAGUCCUGUAUUAGAUUAUACGUGGAACAGCAACUAGUCCUACAGUCAUUUAAACAGAUGACAGAACAAAUGAUCUUAGAUAUUGGUUUGAUUUGGCUGUCCUAGGGAAGUGUACCUCCUCCCUGAUGACAGAAGUCAAAACUCUGCAACAAGAGGGUGUUGAGGGUCUGUCAGAAUGGCCUAAAUUAAAUGUUUUUACUCUUUCAAAAUGCCCCAACAAAAUAUACAGUUUUAAGUUUAUGAACAAAAAAACACUUGUCAUUAAAAAAGCAGUUUUCAUUAUUCAACAUUUCUGUUGAAAAAGAAUUAAAUUUGAGUAAAACUAUUUAAAUGUGACACUAAUAGGGCUGGGCGCUAUAUCGGUGUAAAGUAAAUACCAAUAUAAUUUCAAAAUAGCUAUGAAAUUAGAUAAUACCGUUUAUACCAAUAUAGUUUGAUGUUGAGUUAAUGUUUCCGUAAAGUCUUGCCAGCGUUUGCUCCUCUCUCUCUCUCCCUCACCGCGCAGCCCCACCCUGUCCCCCCCAGCCGUCUACUCACAAAGUCUCUGACAACAUGGAGGGAGACACAGUGCUGACUUGUAAAAAGAAAAACACGGUUCAUUCAGUGUUUCCCACACAUACACUUUACUUUGUUGGGAAACACAAAAUCAGAGAAACACAGUGAUUACGUUACGAGUUUCGACACUGUGGAUAUUUUACAAGAGCGGACCAGCUAAAGUGACAGUGAACACACCAGUCAGAUGUUAUUCGUUAGCUACCACGUUGGUUUUGUUUUGAUAGGCUACGUCAUCAACAUGCCUCCUCUACAUGCAGCUCAGCUGCUUCUGUGAACGGAAUCACCGGUGGAAAUGUCCAGAAGACAAGUCCUGUUUCUUUCGGUGACUUUAAACAGCCUAGCCUACUACUGAUGGAGAAAGUCACCGAAGUGGACAUACAGGGAGAGAGAGACAGUAACUAAACUAAACAGGUUAGUCUGCAGACCAACCACCCGGAGGCUCAACUGGCAAAUGUGAAUGCAGUGCGCCGACGUGACGGCCCGCAGAAGAAAAGGAUUGGGCAACACUGGCAAAGGCAAGGGAGCAGCGGCCGCCCGGCAACCCACAAAAUGGAGGAAUGUGGGAGAUGCGGCAAGCCACAGCACUCAGAAAGCUUUGAAGGAGGUUACAGAAAAAGAGAAGCAGCCAUAUUUCCUGGGAUUAAUUAGCAAAGAGACUAAUAGUCGGGAUGACUGGACUGUAAACCUAGAAAUAUGUAAAAACCUGAUCACCUUCAAAAUAGACACGGAUGCCGAUGCCACAGUUAUUGAUCUAGGGACAUUCAAAAAGAUGAAACCUAAAAUAAGACUGACACCGCCCGACACCCACUUCAUAAGCCCAGGGGGGGACCUCCGCUGCAUGGGGCUGUUCCAAGCCACCACCAAAUAUAAAGAGAAACAGUAUUCCUUCACUGUGUAUGUGAUUAGGGGGAGAGGCAACUGCCUGCUGAGCCGCCCUGAGGCUGUAGACAUGGGUCUAGUGAAGAGGGUGCACGAGAUCAGUGGAGUUUUCGGAUCAAGUGGGUUACUGAAAACCGAGCCAGUGAGAAUAAUACUACAGGAUGACGCCCAGCCAUACGCAGUGCAUACAGCCAGACGGAUACACCUGCCACUCGUUCCUCUGGUAAAGAAAGAACUGCAGCGCAUGGUAAGUGAAGGCAUCAUAGAAAAGGUAACGCAGCCAACAGAAUGGUGCGCUGCUAUGGUGCCAGUACUCAAACCCAACAAAAAGGAGGUUCGUUGCUGCGCUGACCUCAGGAAGCUGAAUCGAGCAGUGAAACGUGAAAAGUAUGUCCUGCCCACUGCCGAGGAAAUAAUGCCUAGGCUGGCCGGGUCGAAGGUUUUUACCUCAUUAGACGCAGCCAGUGGCUUCUAUCAGAUUCCUCUGCACGAGGACAGCAAAAGACUUACAACCUUUAUCACCCCAUUUGGGAGAUACGUCUUUCGCCGUCUCCCAUUCGGGAUCACAAGCGCUCCAGAGAUGUUCCAACGGAAGAUGGCUGAAACCUUGGCAGGGCUUGAGGGGGUUGAGAUCUACAUGGAUGACAUCCUCAUCCACGGAGACUGAGGAGAUCCAUGACCAGCGCUUGGCAAAGGCACUGAAGGUCAUAGAGGCAGCAGGUCUUAAGUUGAACAAGCACAAAUGUAAAUUCAAACAGACACAAGUUCGCUUCCUUGGACAUGUCAUCGAUGAGACAGGCGUCAGACCCGACCCAGACAAAAGUGACAGGGAUAGAAAACUUUCCCCAGUCGCACAACGUUGUGGAACUCAGGAGGUUCUUAGGAAUGGUGAAUUAUCUGGCUAGGUAUGUCCCUGAGCUGUCCACCGUGGGUCAGCCGCUCUACGAACUGUUAAGAGGAAAAGUAGAGUGGUUGUGUGGGCCUGCACAGCACACAGCUUUCCAAAAGCUCAAAACCCUACUUGCCACCGCCCCGGUUCUAAUCUUCUAUGACGCUAACAAGCCUACUGUAGUGUCUGCAGACGCCAGCAGCUACGGGCUGGGGGGCGUCCUACUUCAGCAGCAUGGAGACCAGUGGAAACCUGUGGCCUAUGUGUCCAGACGUCUGAGUGAUGCAGAGAUCAGGUACGCACAAAUAGAAAAAGAGUGUCUAGCCAGUGUAUGGGCAUGUGAAAGAUUCGAUAAAUAUCUGUUCGGACUCGACAACUUCAGAGUAAUCACUGAUCAUAAACCGCUAGUGCCCCUCAUGAACAGAAGGGACUUGGACAAUGUUCCCAUCAGGUGCCAGAGGUUAUUGAUGAGACUCAUGCGUUUCAAUGCCAUAGCAGAAUAUGCAUCAGGCAAAACGCUGGCAGUGGCUGAUGCUCUCUCCAGGGGCCCAGAGCAGUACUGUGGAGAUGGGGCUACUCAAGAAGACGUGGUAGCACAUGUUGACGCCGUCAUAUAUCAGGUGCCAGCCACUCCCCAGAAGAUGGAAGAAAUAAAACAAAGCACAGCUGAUGAUCCACAGCUUCAGACAGUUUUGAGCUUCAUUAGCCUGAGUACACAGGUAAAGUACCUGAGCCAAUCAGAGACUUCUACCAGGUGAGAGGAGAGCUAUCCGAGCUAGACGGCUUAGUAGUCAGAGGGAACCGCAUAGUCAUUCCCACAGAUAUGAGAGAGACGAUUUUAGAGAGAAUCCAUGACAGGCACCAGGGUCUAGUCAAGUGCAGAGAAAGAGCUAAUCAAGCUGUUUGGUGGCCCAAAUUGUCAGGUGAUAUCACUGUCAAAGUGCAGCACUGUACAUACUGCAUAGAAAAGAGAAACACGCAGAGGAAAGAGCCAUUGAUAUCAAGUGAGCUCCCGUCAAGACCAUGGCAGAAAGUUGCAAUAGACCUUUGUGAGUUUAAAAAGCGAAAUUAUCUGGUAGUGUCAAAAUUAUCUGUUAGUGUCUGACUACUACGCACGAUUCUACAUCUUCCAACAACCACUAGCAGUCAGGUAGUUGAUAGGCUGAAAGCUACUUUUGCACGUUAUGGCAUCCCAGAAGUGAGCAGAGAUGAGGAAGUUUAGUAGGGAAUUUGACUUUCUCCACGUUACGUCAAGCCCACAUUAUCCUCAGAGCAACGGGCAUGCAGAGAGGGCUGUCCAGAUCGCCAAAGGAAUUCUUCGACAGGAAGACACCCUCCUUGCCCUCAUGACAUACAGAGCCACACCCUUCUCUUCUACAGGCUCCAGUCCAGCAGAGCUGUUGAUGGGCAGGAGACUUAGGACUACCUUGACCAUGCUGCAUGACAAUUUGAAACCCAGCUGGCCUGACAUGGACGUAUACCGGCAGGCUGACGCUGCAGCCAAGCAGAAGCAGGCAUACUUCUACAACCACCAAAAUGGAGUGAGGAGUCUACCACCGCUGAGCCCACGGGACACAGUGCUCACGAAGUUGAGUGGACACACACAAUGGACUACACCAGCUGUUGUUCACAGCUCGAGCUCCACUCCCAGAUUUUACAUAGUGGAGACACCACAAGCGCUUCUGAACGGCGAUGUCAGCGUGGCAAUCAACUGUGCUAAACGCGUCGUGAGGGAUCCCAACGGCAUCGGAGCCUGGUAAGAUCUGAUCAUCAGCUCCUUCUAAAAGCAGAUUAAGGACAGGACUAUACUACACCAAAAAGGUACAUUCAUGAUUGUGUCAGCAAAAAUGUUUUUUAUCUUCUAGAUUUUCUAUUUUUUUUUUCUGAUGGGUGGUCUUACACCCUCCUGUGCUUGCAAGGUAGUUGGAGGAGGGCACAUAGUAACGUUAUAGAGGAUAAAGAGGCAGCUCUGACUGUGGCACGAAGGGAAAUAACCACUAAACCUAGGCUGAGGGAUUUUUUACUUGGGUGAGCUCAAGACUUUCUCAGCACCCCUGAUUCCCAGCCUGCUUCCUGACCUGCUUACCUAACAUUCCCUGUUCACCUGUUUCCACUCUCUCAUCAGCCCUGCAGUACUUAACCAGUACUUUUCCAGUUACUCCUUGCCAGAUCAUCCUAUGUUAGUUGUUGUGUGUUUCUAUCACACCUAGUCUAAAUGUGGAACAAGUUACAGGAUCUGACUGCAGACUCCCUAGGCACAGCACGUGCUGUUCAGCGAUUUAUUUAAACCACAUCAAGGGCAAACGCCUACACAGUACUGAUAAGACAGGCAGGGCUCACAACCAAACAAAUCUAAAGUCCAAAGACAGGCACAGUCCAAGGGAAACACUGGGAAACAACAAACUAGGAGGACAUGAACCGAAUGACACUGACAAUAUGGCACUACACAAAGGUAAGGCCGGGGUGGCUGUGGCUCAGGAGGUAGAGCAGGUUGGCCGUUAAUCAGAAGGUGGUUCAAUCCCGACCCCCCCAGGCUGGAUGUUGAAGUGUCCUUGGGCAAAAUACUUAACCUCCGAAUUGCCCCUGUUGGCUGUUCCGCCAGGGUAUGAAUGUGUUUGAAUGGUGGAUGUAGUGUAAAAGUGGUUUGAGUGGUCGAAAAGACUAGAAAGGCGCUAUACAAAUCCGGAGCAUUUACAUUUAAGGUGAGAAUUAAGGUAAAACAGGAAACACAGGACAAACAUAAUCAAAUACAGAGGACAUGCAAACAUACACACUGGAAGUAAAAUACACCAAAACAAGAUGAAGGGGAACGAAUUAAUAAAUGCCAAAAGGAUAAACACAGUACAGAGAACUGGAAAACACAGACAGGAAACGGAAGUUCACAAAGACCCAUGAAGAAAGGUUUAACAAGAUAAAAGUGGAAAGAAUAACACAUAGGCCUAACGCCAAAACCAUGACAGCAUAUGGUCUUGGUUGCCUGUUUCUGUCUGCCUUCCCUGCGUGUUUUGGACCUUAUUGCCUGACCAUUAGAAUUUAGAUUCUUGCCUGCUCUUUGUCAUACUUGUUUGCUUCACACUAUUGCACUGAUUAACAGUUGUUAACAUGCAAGAAACACAGUAAAGACAUCACCAAGAUCUCCUUUUUCCACUUAAAGCAACAUAGCUAAAAUGAGGUAUUUUAUGUUUCUAGAUCUUAAUUCAGGCCUUUGUUUCAUCUAGAUUCGUUCACUGUUAACAAUUAUAGUCUGGCCUACAGCUUACAGAAAAGUUGAUCAUAUCUCACCAAUUUUAGCUUCCCUUCAGUGGCUCCCUAUCAAUGUUAGAUCAGACUUUAAGGUGCUUCAGAUGACUUAUAAAACUGUAAAUGGGCUCGCCCCUUCAUACCUGUCUGACUUCCUUAAACCUUAUGUCCCAUCCUAUGCUCUCUCAGAAUACUGGCCUCCUGUCUGAGACCCAGAGUUAUAGAGAAGUCAGCUGGCUGCAGGGCCUUUUUCUAUCGUGCCCCCUUCCUCUGGAAUAACCUACCUCCCUGUUGACAUCAAACAGCAUGACUCUGUUGAGGUCUUUAAAUCUCAGCUGCAAGCUAAUCUAUUCGCUUUAACUUUAAAUAAUUACUUACUUGCCAUAUUUCAGGCCUCGUACCUGUUCUUACUGUACUUCCAGCGGGUCUGUCUUAAUGAAUCUCAUUAACAUAGUAAUAUGGUAUAUAUAUAUAGUCCAUGUCUGUCCUGCCAACUGCAAAUUUCUUUGAUAUUUACUGAAUUUCUGACCCCCCCUCCCUGUAUCUGUGGUGGAGAGGAGGUGG